AACAACAAUACGGUAAUUAGAAAACAGAAAACCUCUGAAGUUGAAGGAUCCAGUGAGAGAGGAGAAAGAAAGAAACCAUGGAGUGCGUAUUCGGAUUAGUCGGUAAUGGUUUCGCGAUUGUGGUCGCUGAUACAUCUGCUGUGCAUAGUAUUCUCGUUCACAAGUCCAACGAAGACAAGAUCAUGUUCCUCGAUUCACAUAAACUAAUCGCCGCUAGUGGCGAACCCGGUGACAGGGUUCAGUUUACUGAGUACAUUCAAAAAAACGUGGCUUUGUAUCAGUUCCGUAACGGAAUCCCUCUAACCACCGCCGCCGCCGCGAAUUUCACUCGUGGUGAGCUCGCCACCGCCCUCCGCAAGAAUCCCUACUCUGUGAAUAUUCUUCUUGCUGGUUAUGACAAAGAGACAGGGCCAUCACUAUACUAUAUUGACUACAUUGCAACACUUCACAAACUUGAAAAGGGAGCUUUUGGUUAUGGUUCCUAUUUUUCUCUAUCAAUGAUGGACAGACACUUCCAUAGUGGAAUGUCCGUGGAAGAAGCAGUUGAUCUUGUUGAUAAGUGCAUUUUGGAGAUCAGGUCAAGGUUGGUUGUGGCACCACCAAACUUUGUAAUCAAAAUUGUUGACAAGGAAGGUGCGAGAGAAUAUGCAUGGCGCCAAUCAGUCAAGGACACUCCUGCUUCUGCUUGAGUUAACCUUAUGUUCCUUAUCUGGAUUGAACUUCUUUUGUUUUGCCUGUGCUUUAAUAUUUCUACAUAUUUUUCACUUUCUCUUAGUGGUUGACAUAUAUCUGAAAAUCAUGGUCUCUAAAUGGUGGAAAGUAAGACAGUUUGUUGUUUGAAUUGAUAUGUAUGUCUGGUUCUACUCAGAUUUGUAACAAUGCAUGAGAUAAGCUUAGAUUUUAUUAUGUCUCAAGGAGUUAAUUUUGAAAAUUGAAGGGGUUGAGCAGUGCUUGGUGCAAAUGUUUCUAAUUGUGUGGUAAUCUCAUGAAAACAAUAAAAUGUUUUCACUAAGACAAUUGUCUGCUGGAGAAAUUUGAGGGGUCUAGUCCAGGUGCUUGUUUCAAUGGCACACUAUUUUCUAUUAUUUAAUGAACACAUUGAUACUGAAUUGUAGUUU
Molecule: messenger RNA, 1118 nt
Organism: Cicer arietinum (chickpea)
Lineage: Eukaryota; Viridiplantae; Streptophyta; Magnoliopsida; Fabales; Fabaceae
Product: proteasome subunit beta type-2-A
Biological process (GO): proteasomal protein catabolic process
Cellular component (GO): proteasome core complex
Source: RefSeq, marked validated